AAAAAAAGGAUGGGACAGAUAUGAUUCUGUAAACAUAUAACAGUGUAAACAGAGGGCCAACAGAGGGCUCCAUUUGACACCCUAUCCAUCCUGGUAGCCAUGGAAACCACUAUAGCAACAAAAACAGUUGCUACAACAACUCAAAGCAUCCAGUUCAAAGACACAAACAUGGAUCCACAUUCAUCAAAUCUGAAUAUCACAGCAGAGUCAGCUCUGCUUGUGAAAGCUCUGCUGGACAGACACCGUCAGUCCGUCAUGAAGGAGCAGGCUGACACCGACAUGAAGAACAUUAACUGGGUCGCCGGACAAGACUUUACAGUGGAAGUGGGCAGGCAGCAGAUUGGAGAGUACAUCCAAACGUGGGAGAUACAUCCCCGCUGGCUUUACAGUCUGGACUUCCUCUGCUCGACCGAAGACGAGCAUCACGUCUUCUACCACUACAGGGCCCGCUUUAGCACCCCGACCCCGAGGGAGCCCAUUCAGGGGACAGCUAGCGUCUACUUCGUCGUGGACACGUCUAAAGUCAAACCCCGAGCUCUGCCCGUGGAGGUGCUGUUCAUGCUGGAGUCCAACAGGCUGGUGCACACACCCGGGAGGAGCAGGUUCAGAGAGCGGUGGCUGGCGGACAUUAUCGAAAGCAAGGCUCUGCUCCAAAGAGCUGUGGACCUUUGAGCCGACAACACCGAGGAAGCAGCGAGAAGGAGACGACUUCUGGAACCUUCCUAAAAGCGUUACCAUUAGCAACCGCAGCGUAACUCUGAGUCAACCCACUUUGAAAUAACAGAUAUGAGUAUAAACAUGAACAUUAAACAGUCUCUGUUAUCUAGUUACCGUAGCUAUUUUGAACGUUAAAGGUAAUUCAAACGACAACCAAGCUGUUUUUCUUUUUGGUAAAUGUUUUUUUCUAAAUCUAAAACUGGGGCAAACAGCUGACAAAUGCAACGGAGGAAGCCGUUAGCCGCCGUUAGCACAACAUUAGCCACCGGACGGAGAGCACAGCGUGUCCGUCUUUUGUCGGAUUUUUAACACGACGUCACAACAUAAAUCGAUCACAUUCAUCUUACCAUACGAAACAGAGAGCGACAGACGGGUUGGCCAAAAUAUUUGAGCUGGUACAGUAUGUGAAUCAGUGAUGGUUAGGGGGG
This is a messenger RNA of Larimichthys crocea (large yellow croaker), 1145 nucleotides long. It is a transcript of the gene akap14, whose product is annotated as A-kinase anchoring protein 14. The transcript has a single exon. NCBI's taxonomy places the organism in Eukaryota, Metazoa, Chordata, Actinopteri, Sciaenidae. The record is from RefSeq and is a predicted model, not a curated record. The coding region runs from base 100 to 672 and encodes 190 amino acids. Gene Ontology annotation, molecular function: protein kinase A regulatory subunit binding. Gene Ontology annotation, cellular component: cAMP-dependent protein kinase complex.